This is a messenger RNA of Blumeria graminis f. sp. triticale, 348 nucleotides long. NCBI's taxonomy places the organism in Eukaryota, Fungi, Ascomycota, Leotiomycetes, Helotiales, Erysiphaceae. The record is from the annotation of a GenBank genome assembly.
AUGUCUCACUUCAUACCCCUUCUCUCUUCGAUUCUUUCUAAAGCUGCUGAUGUCGGUAUUUGGAGUCAUAUACCUAAUCUCGUAGACAAACUUGAGCUUAUUUCACCCCUCCAGUAUUACUUAUCUUCUUCCCAACACCCCGAAGCGCGCCAUAGACACAUGACGGCGCAACUACAAGUUGCUGAUAAGACCAUGAAGAAACUCAAAGAUGCGUUUAGGAAAGAACUAACGGGAACUGUCUUUGAAAACGUCGAAGGGCUUUGCCAGACAUUCCUUGAGAAACUGCUUUCAACGAGCAAAUACCAGAAGAUUUCCGAAAGCUUUACAGACAGGAGAAACCAAAAAUAA